Messenger RNA from Dentiscutata erythropus, 4863 nucleotides. NCBI's taxonomy places the organism in Eukaryota, Fungi, Glomeromycota, Glomeromycetes, Diversisporales, Gigasporaceae. The record is from the annotation of a GenBank genome assembly.
AUGUCAAACUAUUUUGAAACUGAUUCUUGGCCAAAUGAAUUUGACGAUUUUCCUACUCACCACGCGUUAACACUACCAAGCAAGAUUAUAAAACGUAUAGCGCAAUAUCUAGGCGUCCAGCAUGACCGCUUCAACUUUUGCCUUGUCAACAAAAGAUGGACCCCCGCAGCUACAGAAAUUUUAUGGUCAGAACCUGUAUUUAAUACACCAGAUUCUUUCCAUUCGUUCUGUCGUUCUGUUAGACAAUCGAGGUCUUGUGCUCUUAGAGUUCGCGUAUUAGAUUUAUGUGCACCAGAAGAUGAGCUCGUAAACCUUUUUACACCUGUUUUAAAGUCAGAACGUCAAGAGCAUCAAAAAAUGCGUACUUAUGUGUUAUCAAAGCCAAAUUCUAUCAUGAACUUAGUUCGAUCAUGCGAGAAUUUAAAGAGUAUUAAAAUAUAUGGGUGGAAUCUUAAUGAUAGUCACAUACAAUCUUUAAUUCAAUAUUGUCCGGGACUCGAGGAAUUUCGCGUGGUAGGGAACCAAAAUCUCUCUCAGUUCUCUGUCUAUUCGCUUAUAAAUUGUAUUCCUGUCCUUCAUGUUCUCGAUCUGGAUGGAGUUUUUGUUUUAUCGGAUAAUUUCGCUGAGACAUUAGCGACCAAAUGUUCCCAACUCACCUCACUUAAGAUUUGUACAGAUAUGAUGUCCGUACGUGGUUUCGAUAUCUUAGCCGGAAAAUUAACGCGUCUGAAGAAAUUAGUGUUACAAAACUGUUCGCAAAUGUCAGACGACAACAUCGAACGUUUUGUACGUAACAAUUCUAGUUUACAAACACUGUUGCUAUCGGGUGAUAAACUGUCUAUUAGAUCUUUUCAAGCUAUUAUUUCUUCGUUGGAAGAUUUGCGUCAUCUAGAUCUGAGGUGCUUAAAAGAAAUGUCUCAUACUAUCAAAUGGGUCACGCCAAUCGGGCAGAAAUUGCAUACAAUAUUACUCGAUAAUUUAUCUGUGGAUGAUGAUCUAAUUGAUAUUCUUUCAAACAAUUGCAAACACGUAGAGAUAUUUGGACUUUCUAGAUGCCCGUUCGUGACAGAUCGGUCAAUAGAUAGCAUUGCUGAACGCUCUGAAAAUUUGCGCAUCGUCAAUUUAAUAGGAUGUCAUAAGAUUACUGAUACUUGUUUAAGAAUUUUAGCGAACAAAGCAUGUUAUACGCUUGUUCAAUUGCUUGUCGAUUCAUGUGGAUUUUUCGAUCCAGCAGGAGUGCGUUGGUUUGUUUCUAAUACUUUUAAACUUGUAAGAAUUACAUUUUGCAAGAUGCCAUCAAUAUCAGAGUCCUUUGUCUAUCAAUUCUCCACAGAACAUUAUUCUAAUUUCGACAAUCCGACCGGUAGAUGUACUAUCGAGGGUGAUAAUUUGAAGAAAUUGGCUCAACACAAUAACCAGAAUUCACAUUCUUUGGAAUCAGUCCAACAACCACAUGAAAAAAGAUUAUCUAAUGAUACUAAUUCUUUUCAAAAUAUGCAUAACCUUUCCGAGAUUCAAAUAAAUGCAUUGGCUAUCGAAUUGGGAUUAUCUUCAGAUGUAUUGAAUAGAGCAAUGAAAAAAGUUCUUGACAGUGACCGUUCACCUGCUUCAACUUCAGCAAUUGGAGACGAAUUCAGUCACAGUACUAACAACAUGCGUUAUGAAUCAUCACACAAUUCAUCCAAGUCUGUGGGUAACAUUAACCAAGAACAAUCCUAUUUUUCGCCCAAUCAAAAAUAUGAACAUUCACAUAUGGGUUCUCGAGAUUCAUCACGCCGUACAUCUAAAGAUUUUUAUGAGAAUUCAGUAAAUGAACCCAUAUCUACUAUAAAUCGUCGUCAUACCAUAUCUUCAAUAAGCAGUAGUUCAACUCAACAAUUCCGUCCAGAUGAAUUAUCUUCUGUCAUUACAAAAACACAGAGUGGAUGGUCAUCGAUUAAUGUUAAACUCCCUAGUUUGCAUCGAAACUCUGUAGAUUCUGAGAGAGAAAGCUUAUCAAGCCAACUUGCUUCAAAUUCUUUGGAAUCAACAUCAUCUAUUCAUCCAAAGGUUACAAACGCGGUUACAGAUGAUAUCUUUGAUAAACAUGAAUUUAGUGAGAAUUUCGAAAACGAACAAAACAAAGUCUCAAAAGAACAACAAGUUGAACAAUCAAAAAUAAAAGAUCCAAUAAAAUCGACGGGACAGUUUCUAUUUGAACAAAACACGCCUUUUUCCACUUAUCCUGAACCAAAUAAACAAUGUACAUCACCCCAAAACUAUUCAGAGCCGAAUUCAUCAAUUCGAGACUUACAACAGCAAAACUUAAGACCACGUUCUAUAUCACCUGAAUCUAUGUUGAUUGAAACAGAUUCGCAUACAUUACCGAAUAAUGAUGAAGAGAUAGCACGUCCAUCUAGUGCUUUUUCUGAUCAAUCUGCCAAUUCUUUAAUUGAUUUUUCGCCUUCAUGGAACGGCAUGAAUACGCAUUAUGAUUUGGGUGGAUGGGAAGAAUUAGGAAUAACCACUGGCGAAAGUGUAGACCAUUCACAACAUCAAUCAAUCGGGCAAACAUCAGCAUCUUCUCGGCAGUUUGAAUGGAAUAGAAAUCGUUGGGAUUCUCAAGAAGAACCAACAACAUAUUUCUCAGAUAAUCCGAAAGAAAAAAUCACAGAGAUAAUUGAUGAAAAUGAAAAUUUAGGAUAUCAAUCGAAUAUGACGAAUGGUAAAGGGAAUCAUAUUAUUGAGAAAAUUGAUAAAGGGAAAGCUCCAAGUGUUGUGACUAAUGAAGUGAUUCGCGCAACCACUCCACCAAAUUUUAACAGAGACUUUUCCGACCGAAAUUUUGACAAAAAGGAAUUAAAUAACGAUUUUACGCAUCAGAACUUAGAAGAAAGUGGAUGGCCUGAAACUUCUACCAAAAGUACUCCUACGCACCUUAAUGAAGAAGAGUGGCCAAUAGUUGGAGAAGUUUUUAAGAAAAAGGAUUCCAAGAAGAGCAUCAAUAUGGAUUUUAAUUUUCAUAGUCAAACAAGCAUAAAUUUUUCAUCUGUUUGGGGAAGUAAUAAAAAGUGGAUAAGCGAUGCUGCACCACCAAAACCUGAACCACCAACUCCUACCUGGGACCCAAAUGAAGUUAAUAAUUUGACUUGGCAUCCUAUUCAAGAAGCAAAAGCGCCAAUUUAUUUCAAGAAAAAACAUACCCCAGUCGUUAAUUUUGACCUUGAUGAUUGUGAGGGGUGGGGUGCACCUCCUACAAAAUGUAUCCCAUGGAAUGAUUCACGUCAGGGAUAUUGUUUUGAAUUGAUUGAAGAACAAAAGGAGACCACAUUUUGGUCAUUGCAAGGUGGAAAUUGGGUGAACGUUAGUGAAGAAAAUCAAAUAACUGAACAAAUAUCUGAAUAUUCUUCCGAUGGUAGCAACGUGAGACAAAUGACAAGGACUCGUUUCGGACGACAAGAGAUUCAGUCCAGGUCCAUCGAUGUUCCUUCGUGGGAUGAACUCCGACAGCAAGUUAGAAAUAAAAACGAAGAUCGCGGUUUGACGAUGCCUGACACAGGAGAAAUUGGAAAUGUUAUUAUCGAACUAGACAAUUCUGAUAAUGAAACUCCGAAAGAUAAAGAUAAAAAGGAUCAUUUAAAUUAUGAGACACUAAAUAUUGAAGAAUCUUACGAACGUCUCGGUAAUCCUCAGUGGAUACCUAAACGUGAAUGGCUUCAAAAUGAAAAUUAUGUUGACUAUCCUAAACCUGAAAGAAAUGGUGAUCUGAUUAACUUUGAUUUACCAGAUAUCUCUGAUUCUAAAAGUUCAUCUGACGAUUCAGAGGAACCUUUAUCAUCAACACCCAAUAGGGAUGAAGAUGAUAAGAUAAUUCGAAAGCCUGAUUCCCAUUCUGAAUGGGAUAAUCCAUUGAAUUUAUCCGGAAAAGAAAUAAAUAUUGAUUUGACAUUUGAUGAUGAUAUUCCGUUGGAGGAUAGGGGGCUUGAAAAUGAUUCUUGGUUUGCAGAUGAUAUUAUUGCUACGACCCGGAACGAGCAAAAACGUCGAGAGGAAAUUAUAAAAGAAGCUGAAUCAGAUCUUUUGAUUAACCUUGAUUCUAAUCAGGGUCAAGAAUCAAAAUCAAAUGCCAAUAAUUAUUCGAAUUUUUUUGGUACUAUUAGCAAGGAUAUCGCAGAAUUGAAUAAUUCGUUAUAUGACUCUGCUACAUAUUCCACAAUAUCGCCGACGAAAUGUGACUUAAUGGAUGAUUCUAUGGAUCUUUAUCAUUUUAAUAAAAAUGAAAAUAAUAAUACUUUAAUGUCAGUAAACAAUGACAAUCGUUCACUCUCACCUCAAGCGAACUUUAGUAUACGGAAUUUUGGACACUCGACUGACACGGUUUCGAAUCAACGCUCAGAUACCAAUGGUUUAAUUGUGGAAGAUAUGAUGGAAUCUAAAGUUACUUACCAAACUGAUGACACAAGAUCGACUAUUUCUUCGCGUGAUAUAUCAGAUGAUUUUCCAGGAGCUAACUUAGCUUCUUCGAUUAUUACACAUGAUACUAAAAGAAAUAAAUCUAAAAGUAAACCUGUAGACGAUCAAGAAGAAAUAUCUGAUAGCUUAUAUACAAUGUCUAACGGUGGAGAUCCGAGUUAUAAUCUUGACGGAGAAGAUAAUAAAUUUAAUAUAUUCGUUGAAACACCAUCGAAUGGACGCCAAAUUUUGGAGAUGCGCGUGGAUGAUGAUGCCGAUACCGUUGCGGCUAAUUUUUGUCGCACAUGGCAAAUGUCAGAGUAUCAAGAAGUUUUGAAGGGACUCAUACUGAAGGCGAUGAGAAAAAAAUUGCGUCAACGUAAAAAGCGAUUAGCAAGGCAAUCAGAUAAGCAAGAUAUGGAAAGUGUAUAG